Molecule: messenger RNA, 7317 nt
Organism: Larimichthys crocea (large yellow croaker)
Lineage: Eukaryota; Metazoa; Chordata; Actinopteri; Sciaenidae
Product: titin homolog
Exons: 12
Coding region: 933-5660 (1575 amino acids)
Source: RefSeq, a predicted model, not a curated record
AAAAGCAGCCGCUGUUUUAACUUUAAUUAUUAAAUUGACGCUUUUAAAGAUCUGUGGCACAUUUACAGUCACAUUAAGUCACAAUAUUAUUAUAAUUAUUCACAUUUUAAUGGAUAAAAGCUCAAACUUUGAUGUAAUGCAUCAUAUCUGUGUUAAUAAUGAUAAAUCUGACGUGUCUGAUGCAGAUUUAACUUCACAUUAAACUGACCGCCCCGUGCUCACAUCAUGCAGACGGGUUCACCUGUACCUGUCGCACCGUUACGCUGCACGUCUGUCAUUCAAAGCUUUGUCACGCACUUCUUCUUCUUCUUCCAUUGUCUGUCUGAAGGAAAUUCCCUCUGUGUAACAGGCUGGACCAGCUCUGACACAAACAACAACACGCAGUGAUCGGGCCGGGUCGCCCUCCGCUCCUUUAAACAUGAGUUACUGUGAGCGCUGGACCCGUCUGAGGCUCUCCUCGCCCGUCUGAGGCUAUAUAAGGCGACCCACCAUCAGCAUCGUGACGGAUGUUUGGCAUUCCUUCUUGGCGAAGGCGUUUCCUGUCAACAUCUCGUCUGUCCGGCCUGUUCCCUCUGCGUGUCACAGUUUUUUGGGUCGAGGCAGGAAGCAGAAGUGUUUACAGAUCCACAGAUUGAAUUUACAUGAGCCGUGUGUGAGCGGGGACGACGGGACCAUGCAAAUCUGAGAGCACGCGAUGACAUUUAGCUGUUUGCUCUCUGAGUCUAGACGUCCAGCUGAUGUUUGGGGUGUGACUGUGUUUACUCAGGCUGCACGUGAAGAAGAAGCUCGGCUGUGAUUUCACGCUUGUCUCCUCUCUCCCAGGCUCCUUCCCUCCUCUCCUCCCUCCUCCUGUGUGAUAUGACAUCGCUGCUCGGUUACAGCAGAGCUCGACGGCAGACGGCUGACGUCCAGUCAAGGUGCUGUUGAAGAGGAUGGCUGCUCAGGUGGAGGUUCAGCCCGGGGAGGUCGGGAGGACGGUGGUGGGAGGAGGACGCCUUCACCUGAGUCCCCUGACUGACUCCAGCAACAGCCUCAUCGAGAUCAACCAGUCCCACAUCAUCAAUCCAGAACCCAACAAACCAGCCCCGGGUCCCAAACCACGGCUCACUCCCAAACCCUUCGCCGUGGAGAGAAACACCACCAUUAAGCCCAUACUUGCCCCUAAACCCCAACCUAAACCCCGACCGGAGCCCACCCGCCUCGCUGGAUACAAACCAGAGCCUCCAAACAGUCCAAAACCACAGCAACCAGCCGGCAAACCCAAACCAGCAUCAACCAACCCCAGCCGACCUGCUUCUACCUCCUUUAAAACCUCCAACAAGUUGGUGUCUGGACAAACCACCAAGCUGGUAGUUCAGCCGUUUAAACCGGCGCCUUCUCUUGGAGACUCCAGCAAACCCGCCCCUCCUGAAAGGCAGAAACCCGGUCCAUCAAGCUUGGCCUACUCCAAGAGCCUCAAAAAGCUCCCAGCUGCAGAGUGGUCCGGAUCCACCAAACGGGAAGACAACAAGGACCAAGGGACCUCCAUCAAAGGAAGCGGCUCCAUCACCAGAGCAAAGUCCAUGGGUUUCCUCGCUCAGGUCGGACAGGAGGAAGAAGAAAAAGCUAAACCUGUACCGAUGCGGCCUCAGCCCAGAGGCUCCAGGCCCAGACCCGUGUCCGCCAUUUUCCUUGACAGUCCAACCAAGACGGAGACCCCAGUUCCCGCCCCUCGCUGGGCCAGGGGACGACCGCUAUCUGCUGAUCUCACGUCCAAGUUCGAAUCCAUUGGUCUUUCCCUGCACCGCAAAACUCCGACAGGUCCAGACGCUAAGGAGAACACUCCAGAGCCGCCAGAGAAAGACCCGGAGAAAACCCAGAAGAUGCCGCAAAGUCCUGUCGUCUCCGACCAAACUAACAAAAAGACAGACGAGCCGGACGAGGACACGCCAGCGGUCAGCAUCAAGUCCAGAAUCAGCCUCCUCCUCGACUCAUCUUCCUCUCCUGGAGGAGGAGGCGCCACAAGCCAAGCGUCCGAGCCUGAAGCCGAACCACCGGUGGGCGUCAAACAGCUCAUCAAGCAGCUGACGGAGGACACAACACCAACCCAGGCUCCUGUCGCCAAACCACCACUGAAGCCCCGCCCACUGCCGCUGGACCUGACUAAAAGGUUUUCAUCUGAGAGGUCGCCAGACCUUGGCAGCGAGGCGACAGACCGCCAUGACAUCAGCAGAGAUCCUCAGAGGAGGAGUGAAGAGUCAGUUUUCACCCCCAGCGACCAGAGGACGUUUGUGGAUCUGAGAGACUCCCAGGAGCAGCUCAGGAAGGCGCCUGAAGGGCCCGACGUGGGGCAGACGUUUGGCGCCUCUCCCAAGGAAAGUGUCCAAGGCAGCGAUGUGCAGACGGUGAGAGCAUCCCUGUUUGAAAAUGUCAUCGAGAGGCACAGCGUGCUCAUGGUGGACGACGGCAAGCCUGCAAACAAGGCCAAGGAUUCGCUCAGCAAAAGAGGAGGCAACGAGGACGAGGGGACUCUCGUCACCGCCACCUACAAAGAGCCGGUGUCUCCGUCGAGUCCCCUGCGGGUGGUGCACGCCUUCGACACGGUGCAGGCGGUGGAGGAGAACCGAGCGGUGAGCGAGAACAUCCCGUCAGCUCAGUGGGAGGAUAAGGCGAUGACGCUACGCUCGAGGCGCUCAGAAGGCGGCAGGCCGCCGGCACAAAGUGAACCCGCUGCGACGCCUGAACAGCAGCCUCGAUAUCUGAGAGUCGGAGCUUUGCAGAAGUGGAACAAGGAACAAGAGGGGAGUUUGGAGAAAGGGAUGCUGAAGGAGUCGCGAAGGGAAGAGCAGGAGGAAGCAGCUGCAGCGCCAAAACGUUUGAAGACGCUGCAGGCGGACGAACUGCCCAAACCGAGGGCGACCUACUUCGCUCUGACCGGACAAAUCCAGGAGCCGCUUUCUCUCAUCGACGCAAGCUUUGAUGAUUUCUCUGCAAGGUCUCAAGGGAAGAUCCUCAGACCGGCGCUGGAAGGACAGGCGGCCGAGGAGAUGAUGGAGGUGGAGAAGAAACGAGAGCAGAUGGAGAGACAGAAAGCGAAACUGAAAGAGUUCGAGAGGGAGAAACAGAGGCAGCUGGACAUGGAGAGGGAAGCACACUUCGAACAGAUGAAGGAGAGAGAAGUCCAGAGGGAGUUCGAAAGGCAACGACAGAAAGCCUUCGAGAAGGAGAAGCAGGAGCUCGAGGAGAAACAACGAGCGGCGGAGAGGCAGAAACAGAUGGAGCUCGAAAAAAAGAGAGAGUUGGAGAACGAGAGACGGCAGCUCGAGAAGGAGAAGCGACGAGAGGCUGAGAGACAGAGGAGACAAAGAGAGGAGGAGAGGCAGAGGGAGCUGGACAGGGAGCUGGAGAGGCUGAAGGAUCUGGAGAGGCUGAAGGAUCUGGAGAGGCUGAAGGAGAUGGAGAGGCUGAAGGAGAUGGAGAGGCUGAAGGAGCUGGAGAGGCAGAAGGAGCUGGAGAGGCUGAAGGAGCUGGAGAGGCUGAAGGAGCUGGAGAGGCUGAAGGAGAUGGAGAGGCAGCAGCUCUUGGAGUUUCAGAAACAGAAGCAGAAGGAGAGGGAGAGGCAGCAGAUCAUCGAGCUCGAGAAGCAACGACUCCGAGAGAAGAAGGAGAAGGAGGAGGCGGAGAAGAUCAAACAGAUAGCCUUGGAGCAGGAGAGGUUGAGGCUGAGAGAGCUGGAGAAAGAAAGGGUGGAGAGGGAGAAGCAGAAAGAGAUGGAGAGACAGAGGCAGAGGCAGCUCGACAUGGAGAACCAGAGGAUGAGGCAGCAGGAGAAGGAGCGCCAGAGGAAGGAGGAGGAGCUGGAGAGGAUGAAAGAGAUGGAGAGGCGACAGCUCCUCGAGUUUGAGAAGAUGAAGCAGGCGGAGAGGGAGCUGGAGAAACGACGGCUGAGGGAGAAGAUGGAGCGAGAGGAGGCGGAGAAGAUGAGGCUGAUCGCCAAACAGCAAGAAGAAGAGAGGCAGCAGAUCCAGGAGCUGGAGAAACGACGGCUGAGAGAGAAGAUGGAGCGAGAGGAGGCGGAGAAGAUGAGGCUGAUCGCCAAACAGCAGGAGGCAGAGAGGCAGAGGCUGAAGGAGAAACAGAAGAAGGAGGAGCAGGAGAGAGCACGGUUGGAGGCGUCCCCUCUCCGGCCUAAAGUGUUGGAUCUGGACUCGCUGCUCCGAAGCGAGCAGCUUUCCAAGCGUGGUGACCCCUCAACGCGAUGGAAGGAGCCGACGCUGAGACCAGACGAGUCCUACAAACCGGCCAUCCUCGACUUGGACUCCUUCACGUCUGCGGCUCAGCACUCGCCCAGUAAAGACUUGUUUCCCGUUUCUGGUAUUCAGGGUGUAGACGCUGCGUUUGGAGCCAGAUUUCAGCCUACGCCCGAGAGGGAUAUAACCUGGAAGCUGCCACCACAGACAGGUUUCACUAGCCCAGUAUGGACGACGUCUCCUCAGGACCCGUGGGAGCUCCGGCCUGUUGAGAUGUCCGUGGACAAACCUGCAGCCGAACCCAGAAAAGCUGCCAACAGACCGAGCCUGGAGCAGCUCCUCCUCAGGCAGGAGGAGCGGGCCCAGGCUCCACAGAGGCACCGGACCAGCUUUGUGGAUGAUCCACUUCUCUUGGCACCUUUUAUCGGAACGGAGGCCAAAACAGGAGGCUCACCUGCUGCUGCAGAGCAGAUCUGGAUCCCCAGAGAGCUUCAAGACAACAGGCUGGACGUCCAGAACCACAGGAGGUCACAGGGAUCUCAGGAGCUGAACAGGAUGCGCUCUCGCAGCGUGUCGCGGCGGUCGGCCCCUUCGAGCAGCGCCGUGGAGGGAAGCCUGUCCAGGAUGAGGAGCCGGAGCGCCCACAGAGAGCAGGACCGCCACAGCUGGGUGCAGCAGAAACAAAGUGAAGAUGAGGCGAGAGAGACAGACAGUCAGUAUGGGACGUGGGAGACAGGUCUGCGCACUGACGACAGUCUCACUCCGGCCACUCCGAGCUCCGAGAGUAACCUCAGCCCGUCACCGAGGAAGCCCACCUCGCCUCACACUCCAGGCGACCAGUUUGACUCCGACACUCUGGACGGCCUGCCGCCUUCGUCCUCAUCCGAGAGCCAGACGCUGCCGUUCCCCGAUGCGCCGGUCACUCUGUUGGACACCAGCGCUCUUCGCUCCAGAGCUCAGCUCGGGAAGAAACGAGCCCCACGGACUCGACCCUCCAGAGCCGCCCGACAGAACAUGUCAGCGCCGGCUGACGGAGACGGAGGGACCAAUGAGGACUGGCUUUACCGGGACUCCACAGAGGCGAAGGUGCAGAGCAAAGACAACGACUCGGACUCUGAGGAGCCGACCAGAGGAGCCGACGCCGGCCCGGCUGUCGCCUCUCAGCCACAGAGAAUCGCCCUGUUCCCCGGGAUGGACCCUUCAGCUUUAAAGGCUCAGCUGAAGAAGAGGGGCGACUCUGACAAUCAAACCGAAGGUCCGGCUCCGUCUCCUUCACAGCUGUCUCGCUCUCCCAAAUCACCCUUCCUUCCCCGGGCGGCGCGAGUGCUGCCCCCUGCUGGAGGGAAAGAAAACGGCGAGGAAGACUCCCCGCAGUGGCUGAAAGAGCUGAAGUCCAAGAAGCGCUUGAGUCAGUAUGAAAACGAGAGUUAAAUGAGGUUGCCUUAACAGAUGAAUCUUUACGAAACAGAAGCCUUAACGUUCGACCCAGAGGAGGAGGAGAGGUGACUCGACAGCUGCUGAUGUAUUUUUUUCUAUGCGUGUUUUUGUUUUCGUCCCGUCUGGGUUGAUAAAUGUGCAUGGUGCCUUUUUUUUUUUUAAUGGAGAGUCUUGAUCUUUUGGGGAUUUAAAAAAAAAAAAAACGAGGAGAAGGAGAAAAAAAAACAUCAGACUGCUCUGCUUUUUCAUUUCACGCUUAAAACCUGACGAAGCUCCUCCGCCACCAGGAGGCGCGUCACACGAACACUUCUUCUUUAGGGACCAGGAGGAGGAGGAGGAGGAAAAGGGAGAAUUAUUUCCUGUUGGGCUACAUUUCAGGAAAUGGUUAACUUUUGUGGGACCACAGCCGAUCCUCUACGAGAUCUUUAGUUUCCUUUUACUCGACUAAUCUGUACGAGUCGUUUAUUGUGUUAUCGGUCAGCGGGAGUCCCGAGCAUCGCCAUAGGGUAACAUUUCUAAUGGAACAUAGAGAACAAAUCAUGUUAGUUACUGUAACCAGGAGAUGUUAUAUUUGUAUGAUUGAUUUAACAAAGACAGAGAGCUAGUUUUGAAAACUUUACGACACUAGAUACGUUUUUUUUCUUUGAUACACUCCACAAACUGUAACAGUGUCACAGCUGCUGCAUCUGUCUGUCUUUGUAUCUUUGUGAGGGAGGGACAGGGGGACUCUGGGCCAAGUGACUUUGCAUCUGUCAAUCAUGAACACUUCUUAUCAGCACAAAUAUAUAAAACACUAUGAAACCAGUCCUUAAAGGAGCGCCGUGUAACUUUAACUCCUGUUGAUGCUACACUGUUAAGCGAGGGCAUAGAAGAAGAGCGAGCAAGAAGCCGCCGGACAAGAGUAAAUGUGGGACUGACUUUUAGUGGUUGGUGAGAGCUUGGUGAAAUAAAAGGCUGAAAGACAGACGCCGAGCUGGGCUGACUGCUGCUGGACUAGGCAGUGAUAUCAGCUGCUGCUGGGGACCUGGAUGAUGAUUUCGAUCAGAAAUCAGAAGUCAUGUAAUCAGAACGAAGUCAAUGUUGCUUUAACAGGUGGACUGGUCGCAGCUGUAAACAUCCAUUAUAAGCCAUACUGACGUCGUCUCACACACUCCUUCCAACGAAUGUGCAAUCUCCAUUUUGUCUUCAUGAACGUGCAUGCACAAUCUUUGCUGUCAGAGUGUUUCGCAGCUCCAGUGGACGGACGGUUCGAUCACUACAUCCCCCUUCUUGUAUAAAACUCUAAAACAUUUGCACCUGAACUGUAGAUCCUCGUGUUUUCCAUCCACUCCGCUCACUCUGCGCUUCUCUAAAGCACUUUGUCACUUGAUGCACUACAGCACUGACCUCUGCCCCCCUCUGGUCGGUCACGUCUCGUCUCCUGAACUUGUUGGACACAAUGCGAGUGAAUGUGUGGACCGAGUCUGCGGAGUGAUUGUCCCGGGUUUCUGUGUACAUGACAUUUGGACUUUGUCAUAAAGAUUUGAGGGUUUAUUUUUUAUGUCUUUCUUUUGUCCUUUUUUUAUUUGAAAGUAAAGAUGUAUAUUGCACUGUGUUGUUCUGGCCAGUGUCCUAAAGUGAAAACAUUCUUAAUAAAAUCUACUUGACUUGA